This is a messenger RNA of Puntigrus tetrazona (Sumatra barb), 1968 nucleotides long. RefSeq names its product cholesterol side-chain cleavage enzyme, mitochondrial-like. The record is from RefSeq and is a predicted model, not a curated record. Gene Ontology annotation, molecular function: monooxygenase activity; heme binding; iron ion binding. Gene Ontology annotation, biological process: cellular response to peptide hormone stimulus; C21-steroid hormone biosynthetic process; cortisol metabolic process. Lineage: Eukaryota; Metazoa; Chordata; Actinopteri; Cypriniformes; Cyprinidae. Gene Ontology annotation, cellular component: mitochondrial inner membrane.
AUGUCCUGCUGCAGUCUGAGGGCCCGUCUGGCUCCGCGCGUGUCCGGACAGGUCCGAGCCGCUCACACGGGACGGGUACCUGCCGUCAGGAGGGACGACUCUCCCGUACGACCCUUCAGUGAGCUUCCCGGACAGUGGAGGAACAGCGUGGCCAAUCUCUACACGCUCUGGAAGAUGGACGGCCUCAGGAACAUCCACCGCAUCAUGCUGCACAACUUCAACAUGUACGGCCCCAUUUACAGGGAGAAGGUCGGCUACUAUGAGAGCGUGAACAUCAUCAAGCCUGAAGAUGCUGCUGUCCUGUUCAAAGCUGAGGGUCAUUAUCCCAAGAGACUCCGGGUGGAAGCGUGGACCUCGUACAGGGACCACAGGAACCGCAAAUACGGCGUCCUGCUCAAAGACGGAGAGGACUGGAAAUCCAACAGGAUCGUCCUGAACAAGGAGGUGAUUUCUCCGAAUGCGCAGGGAAACUUCGUGCCUCUGCUGGACGAGGUCGGUCAGGACUUCGUGGCACGUGUCUAUAAGAAGAUCGAGAGGACCGGACAGAACGAAUGGACCACAGAUCUGUCCCAUGAGCUCUUCAAGUUUGCUCUGGAAUCGGUGAGUCAUGUGUUGUACGGCGAGCGUUUGGGCCUGCUGUUGGACUACAUCGAUCCAGACGCCCAGCACUUCAUCAACUGCAUCACCCUGAUGUUUAAGACCACCACGCCCAUGCUGUAUCUCCCGCCGGCCCUGCUCCGUCACACAGGGGCCAAAGUCUGGAAGGACCAUGUGGAGGCCUGGGAUGGCAUCUUUAACCAGGCGGACCGAUGUAUCCAGAGCAUCUACAGACAGCUGAGGAAAAAUCCAGACGCUGGUGGGAAGUACCCUGGUGUGCUGGCCAGCCUCCUAAUGCUGGACAAACUGUCCAUCGAGGACAUAAAGGCCAGCGUCACGGAGCUCAUGGCUGGCGGAGUGGACACGACGUCUAUCACACUGUUGUGGACGCUCUAUGAGUUGGCUCGGCAUCCGGACCUGCAGGAGGAGAUCCGGGCAGAAAUCUCAGCGGCUCGCGCCUCUAAAGGAGACUUGGUGCAGAUGCUCAAGAUGGUUCCUCUGGUUAAAGGAGCCUUAAAGGAAACUCUGAGGUUACAUCCUGUAGCAGUGAGUCUGCAAAGAUACAUCACUGAAGACAUCGUCCUUCAAAACUACCACAUUCCAGCUGGGACCUUAGUUCAGCUGGGUCUCUACGCUAUGGGCCGUGAUCAUCGGAUCUUCCCGCACCCGGAUCAGUACCGUCCCUCUCGCUGGGUCCGGUCCCAGAGCCACUUCUUCAGGAGCCUGAGCUUCGGCUUCGGCCCGCGCCAGUGUCUGGGCCGCAGGAUCGCCGAGACUGAGAUGCAGCUCUUCCUUAUUCAUAUGCUGGAGAACUUCAGGUUUGAGAAGCAGAGGCAGGUGGAGGUCCGGAGCACGUUUGAGCUCAUCUUGCUGCCCGAGAAGCCCAUCAUGCUCACCAUCAAACCUCUGAACGCCGGAAGAUAGCAGAGCUGCAAACAGGAAGUGAUGUCAAAGACCGAAAUUCUUCUCCAUUUUGAUCUCAACAAACUUGAGUCAACGUUUACACACCCUCAUGAGGUUUAAAGGACCAGUUUACCCCAAAACGAAAAUUCUGUUGUUAUUUACUCAUCCUCAUGUUGUUCUAAACCUGUAAGACCUUUGUUCAUCUUCGGAACAAAAAUGUCGAUAUUUUUGAUCAAAUCAGAGAGAUAUCUGAUUUUCCAUAGACAACAACACAACUGAAAUGAUCCAGGUCCAGAAACGUAGUAAAUACAUCGGGAAAACAGUCCAUGUGACUUCAGUGGCUCAACUUUAGUUUUGUGACGCUACAAGAAUACUUUUUUUUGCACGAAGAAAAGAAACAUAAUUUACUUAAACAUCAGAUGUCGCUGUUUUAAUUUUUUUUUUAUUAUUGUAGUUAGCAUAACUGCU